AAGCCACGAGAGUGAUACAAACUCUUGGAACAAUUGACUAGCGUAAUAUUCCUUUUAUUAUAUACAACAACUAACGAAAACUAAAGAAAACAGUUAACAAAUGUAUUUUUUACUUUAACAAAACUGACAAAACAAUGACUAAAACGGUACGCCAUAGUUUAUUUAAGACGCGUAUGAAUACAGUUUAUGUAAAUUAACGUGUAAACAUUCGAACCGGGAAAACACAGGUUUCCGACAUGCUUACCUUAAUGCCAUCAUUAAUCCAAUUUUAAUAACAAUUAAUAAGUUGACAACUUUAAUCCGAUGUUUAUAACAAAAACGUUAAAACAAUAUGCACAGCCUCUUCUAUCUUCCAUGACUUUAUCGAAACUAAGUUUGAACCACGCUAUUUUAUUGUAUUCCUAUCGAAAUAUACAUUUUUGCAUGAUAAACACACACUCCAAAAUACGUUUUUUAACACAUAGUUUACUUCUGAUAAACACCACGUCCGACAUGUCCUCACAGAGUUUAGAUAAAACUUAUGUGUUUUGUCACAGAAAUGACGUCACACGAUGUGCCUUGUAAUAUAUUUCGUACUGUAAAAUAUUUCUAUUUUUGGUUUGUGUAAUGUGACGACAUUAAGUGGGUCGAACUAGUCCGGCUAGUAUGGUAAUACGGAAUUGGAAACAGCGAGUAGCGUAAUACAGGAUUUUUUAUUUCAACGAUUGAUACAACCUGUAUUUUGUUAAAAGCAUUAAAUAGGUAUAUAAUAAAAACAAUUAUUCUCAUGUCAACAGGCACACAAUCUUUAUAAACUGAAUAAUCAAUUAUUUCAGAAAAAGACAGUCAUGAAACACACAGUGAUGCCAGUGCAGGAUGCUCAUCUGAACCCAUACAUUUACAGACAUCUGAACCCGUGCAAGUGCAGAUGUCAAAGGCAAACGAAGAAUCCUACCAUGUUGUGGAUAGUUGUAGUGGUACAAGUACAGAAAACUCUAAACCUGAGGGACCAAAACAACAAACAUGUACACCACCCACAGAUGUCAAUGAAACAAAAGCAUGGAGUCCUGAGGAAUGUAGGAAUGCAUUGACCACCCUGUUCGACUCAUCGAAGAAAGUGCACAAUGUUCAUGUGUGUGGCAAGACGGACUGCACUUCCAUCAGUCAUCAAGAAGAACAACGUUUAAUCCCCAAGAAAUUUCAACAUAAUUGGAUGACAGCAAAAAGAUGGUGGUUGUGUUACAUAGAGGGAGAGGGUAUGUACUGUUUGCCGUGUAGGAAAUAUGGUAUGAAACAUCCCCAGAAUCAGAAAGAGGUAUUUGCUGCAACACCAAGUGUGCGGAUGAAAAUAAAUGCCAUGAAUGUUCACUCAACCUGUAAUCUGCAUACAGCUGCUCUGGAUAGUGCUGUUAUGCAGAAGAGCUCUAUCUUUGAAAAGGAAAUAAUCAAAAAGCAUGAAUCUGAGAAUAUAGUUCUGGAGCAAGUUUUUGCCACAGCAUACUUUCAAAUGAAGUCGUUUAUUGCAAAUCAGCAUUUUAUUCCAUUGUUGACACACAUACAAACGACAUUUGGUGUUGAGAACUUGAAGUACUUCGACUACAAUUCUAAAGGUUCGCACCAAGAAAUAUUUCAAACUUUAGGACAGGCCUUGAAAAACGAUGUAAUUAAUAAGGUGAAAUCUGCUGGUGCUUAUGGUGUGCUUACUGAUGAGGUGUCAGAUAUAUCCGUAACUGAAAAUUUGGUCACCUUUAUCCAGUUUUUUUCCAGAGAAUCAGGCAGCAUUGCGACACAGUUCUUGGCGUGUAACAACUUACUGGCCAACUUUGACUCUCCUAAUGCGGAGGCAAUCACCUCUGUGAUUGUAAAUGAACUUGAAGGUCAUGGAUUGUCGAUGGAAAAGUUUACCGGCUUCACAUCGGACGGUGCUUCAGUUAUGAUGGGAAAAAGAACAGGAGUUGCUGCCAGACUCAAAGAAAUAAAUCCAGUACUGCUCAAUGUCCAUUGCAUAUGUCACAGGUUAGCCCUAGCAUGUACGGACAGUAACACUGACUUAAAGUACAUCAGUACUGUGGAAACUGUUCUCAGACAGGUAUGGCAGUUUCUUGACAAUUCCCCAAAGAGAAUGGCCACAUAUCUUAAAAUACAGGCCAGACUAAAAGCAAUCCACUUUGAAGGUAAGGCUUUCAAAAAAAUUUCAAAGCGUUUGAAGAAGGCUGUAAGCACAAGGUGGUUGAGUUUCGAGGCUGCAAUCAAAGCUGUCUUUGAGGACUACGAGUCAGUGCUGCAGACAUUAGCUUUCUUCAAGGAUACUGACGCAGUUGCCUCUGGUUUGUUUGGAAAGAUGAAGAAUCUGAAAUUCCUUGGGGUAGUGUACAUCUUGAACGACAUCCUCCCAAUCCUUGCCAACCUGUCCAAAGAUUUCCAGACUGGAUCUAUUACCUUCGCAACCAUUGUGCCAUCCAUAAAUCGCACAAAAGAUAAGUUAAAAGAUCUUUUAGAGGACAAUGCACCGAUAGAAAGACUGUCUAAAGAUGUUGAGUCUCUGACUGAUGUUUGUUCGGACAUAAAAAUGAACCCAAGAGAAGCAAAAGAACUUGAGAACUUGUUUGCUAGUUAUAUAGCUGCACUUAUCGAGAACAUCGACCGAAGAUUCUGUGAAAGUUCCCCUGUGCUGGAGGCGUUCAACAUCUUCGAUCCGAUGAUGGUGCCAGAUCAGAGAGAGGAGAUCCGCUACUAUGGUCAAACUCAGAUGCAGGUGUUGGCUGAACAUUACUUCCGAGAUAAACCCGAGGAAGGAGACAGGUUGAAAGCUGAAUGGGAGGGACUGAAAUAUCACAUCAGAGAUGGCAUGAAGCCCCAUAUUCCAGUGUCUGUGAAAUCUCCAGAGUCCAAGACGUCACCAACAGAAUGGUGUAUCCUCCAGCUAUUGAGAAACACUGCUGUGAGACAGCUUUAUCCAACCAUGAUGCACAUCAUAGAGAUUGUUGCCUCUCUUCCGGUUUCAAAUGCAUGGCCUGAAAGAGGAGCCAGCACUCUAAAGGCUCUCAAAACAAGGCUACGCAACAGACUUAGCACAACUAUGCUGGAGUCCCUGAUGCAUGUGUGCAUAAAUGGUCCUGAGCCAAACAGUCCUGAAGCCAAGCAGCAUGUCAAGUCAGCAGUCAAGCUGUGGCUAGACAAGAAGGAGAGACGGAAGAUUCCCCCGAAGCAGCAAAGGGCCUCAGCAUCAGCACCAGUUCUUACACUUGUGAAUGCUGGGGUCCAAACUGAUGUUACUGAGGGGAAUGAUGAACUUACAAUGAUUGAGACAGCUGUUGAUAUAGCAAUACAAAAACUUAACCUGGCAUCAAAGGAAUAUGACCCAGAAUCAGAUAGUGAAUUAUCGGAUGAUGAUUGUUGUGGCAACUAGUCUAGUUGCCACAACAAUCAUCAGAUAGUGAAUUAUCGGAUGAUGAUUGUUGUGGCAACUAGUCUAGUUGCCACAACAAUCAUCAUCCAAUAAUUCACUAUCUGAUUCUGGGUCACAUUCUAAUCUAGUUUAGAUUAGAAUCAUCUGAAACUUUUUUUUAUUCUGGAAAAUGUACUAUUAAAAUUCAAAUUGGUGUAACAUGUUUUAAUUUUUUUUAUAUAUACCUGUUAUUAUCAAAAUCUUGAUAGUUGCAGAGACACUCAUUAUCUCUCAAUAUUCUCAUUUGGUAUUUUAAUUUGUGCUAGUGCUUAGCAUGUACACUUCUUUUUAUCAGACUUUUAUUAAUUAAGUCAUGUUCAUGUACUCAUUUGUUAAUGUAACUUAAAGUGCCAGACAUAUACUCAUCUUAUAUCAGUCAUAUUACUUCAUAAAUUACAGUCUGAAUCAGACUGUAAUUUAUGAAGUAAUAUACUCGUUUGGUAAUUUCAUUUGAAGUGCUAGUCAUAAACUCUUGUUAAAAUGUUAUUGUGUUAAGUGGAGGUUCAUUAUAUUGAGAUUGUUCUUUGGUAGUCUGACAGGUCAAUUUUUGCAACUGUUUUAAUGAUCUCAUGUGCUAAGAGUUAACACUGUAAUUGUACUGUUUUAUUGUGUACUCUUAACACAGUAUUACUUAUAAAUGUUCAGGUAUUUGCUCAUAAAAUGCUUCAGUAUUAUUGUUUUAAUUAUUGUGAUGUUUAUCAGACUUUAUUUUUCUUAAGGUUACUUACUCCUUUGGUAAUAUUAUUUGAAUUGCUAGUCACAUACUCGUGGUAAAAUGGGAUCGUGUUAAGUAGAGAUUAAUUAUAUUGAAUGUUAUUGUUUGACAGGUGAUAAAGAAGUUUACAGUUUGUACUGUUUCUUCCAAUUUGCAAUAACUACUUGUGGACUAGUCAUUUAAAUUGGUUUAGUUAUAUAUUUUAAAUAUAUAACUAAACCAAUUAAAAUGACUAGUCCACAUUAUAAUUUUGAAAUGUCAUUGUCAUUAUUGGAAGUUACAGCUUAUUAAAAUGUUAAAAUUU
This is a messenger RNA of Dreissena polymorpha, 4446 nucleotides long. RefSeq names its product zinc finger protein 862-like. The record is from RefSeq and is a predicted model, not a curated record. Lineage: Eukaryota; Metazoa; Mollusca; Bivalvia; Myida; Dreissenidae. The transcript is spliced from 5 exons. The coding region runs from base 908 to 3388 and encodes 826 amino acids. Gene Ontology annotation, molecular function: protein dimerization activity.